Messenger RNA from Beta vulgaris subsp. vulgaris (sugar beet), 2034 nucleotides. Its product is annotated as AAA-ATPase At3g50940. The record is from RefSeq and is a predicted model, not a curated record. NCBI's taxonomy places the organism in Eukaryota, Viridiplantae, Streptophyta, Magnoliopsida, Caryophyllales, Amaranthaceae. Gene Ontology annotation, molecular function: ATP hydrolysis activity; ATP binding.
CAAACACUAUAAAACACAUAACUAAACAUUUUACCACCCUACUUUCUUUUUAAGGGGCACCCUUCUAAUAAAACUCACUCUAUAUAUAGAUCACUUAACUACGUACUUCAAUGGCCAUGCAGUCGCAGAAAAUAGAGGCCGUAAAAUCACUCCUCUCGACAAUGGGCUCAGUGGCAGCAGCAGCGAUGGUAGCGCGCUCCAUUGUGAACGACUUCCUCCCUCACGAAAUUCACGAGUAUAUUUUCUCCUCCAUACACUCCAUCUUCGGCCGUCGAUUCUCCUCGGAGAUCACCAUGAUCAUCGAGGAGUUCAGCGGCCUCGAAACCAACCUAAUCUUCGAAGCCGCCGAACUCUACAUUGGAGCUCGCACCGUCAUCAACUCAUCCUCUUCCAAGUCCACGUUACCCACCCGCCUCAAGGUCUAUAUGCCCGAAUCAGAAAAACAAAUCAUGAUCAACGUUGAUCGAAACGAAGAGAUAAUUGACGAAUUCCAAGGGAUGCAAUUCCGGUGGAUGUUACACUGCGAUCACAUGGAAUCCGAGAACUGCGACAACCCUAGAGAUAUGAAUGCGACCUUGAGGGCAGAGGUUCAAUCCUUCCACUUAACAUUUAACAAGAAAUAUUUAGACAUUGUAAUAUCAAAGUAUAUAACAUAUAUAAAAGAGAUGGAGGAUCUCAAACAACAGAGAAAAACAAUAAAGAUUUUCUCAAUGGACGGAUAUAGAAGAAGCUGCUGGGAGUCUGUUAGUCUAAACCACCCGGCUACCUUCGAGACAUUGGCGAUGGAUUCCGGGUUGAAAGAUAUGAUCAUAGAGGAUCUAGGGAGGUUUUUAAGGAGGAAGGAGUAUUUUCGGCGUGUCGGAAAGGCAUGGAAGAGGGGUUACUUGCUUUAUGGACCUCCAGGGACUGGGAAAUCAAGCUUAAUAGCAGCAAUGGCGAAUUACUUGAAUUUUGAUAUAUAUGAUUUGCAGUUGAGUGGGAUGAAGUCUGAUACCGAACUGCGGGAAGCUUUGUUGGGGACGGCGAAUAAGUCAAUAGUUGUGGCGGAAGAUAUUGAUUGUUCUGUAGAGUUCAAGGAUAGGGAGGAUGAUGGUAAGGCUGUAGGGUACUCGGAAAAACAGGUAACAUUGUCUGGACUGCUGAACUUUAUUGACGGAUUAUGGUCAAGUUGCGGGGAGGAGCGAAUAAUAAUAUUUACCACAAACCACAAAGACAAGCUAGACCCAGCAUUACUACGUCCAGGACGCAUGGACCUGCACAUUCACAUGUCUUACUGCACUUCUUGUGGUUUCAAAGUUCUAGCUAAGAACUACCUAGGCAUACAACAUCACGAACUCUUCUUGGAUGUUGAGAGCUUGAUCGAGGAAGCUGAAGUCACUCCAGCAGAAGUUGCCGAGCAAUUGAUGAGGCACGAUGAUGUUAGUUAUGCACUUAAAGAAUUAGUUGAGUUUCUCAAGUUGAAGAUAGUUAAGAAUGCCGAAGAAAAGGUUAGAAAGUUGGAGGAUAAGUCCGAGUCUGAACAUGAACCCGAACAUGAAAGCAAUGCUGCUUAUCAAGAUCAGGAUGAUGAUGAAAAUACCAAUGUAAAUGAGUUAGUCGAAAAACAAGAAGAUAAAAAUUGAGAGCAAUAAAAUCAAAUGUAUUGUAUAUAUAUGAAUUUGGAAUUAUAAUGAGAGAGGGGAAAGAAUGACAUAUGUCAUUUCAAAUUGUAAAGUACAUCGAAAGUCUUUAAAUAGGCUAAAGCAUCCAACAACACUAGUUUAAUAACAAGGAACAUGACUAGAUAGUGAAGGACAUAACGUCAUAACUCAGUACUAUUUUCAGAGAUAAGAAACUAAUUAACACGUGUUUUUUUAAAAUUUAAAAUCCACUUUGUAACUUAAUGCUAACAAUUAGGAACUAAUUAACUACAAUAAUAUUUGAAGCAUCUUCCAACAUAUUGUAUGGUUAGUAACUCAAAUCACAUAAUUAAAAGUCAACUUCGUAUACAACAUACUGAAUCCAAUCCCUAUACUAUGAUGUGUAUAACUUUUU